Messenger RNA from Ornithorhynchus anatinus (platypus), 2732 nucleotides. RefSeq names its product target of myb1 membrane trafficking protein (gene TOM1). Gene Ontology annotation, molecular function: clathrin binding; ubiquitin binding; phosphatidylinositol binding. The transcript is spliced from 16 exons. Gene Ontology annotation, biological process: signal transduction. The coding region runs from base 36 to 1592 and encodes 518 amino acids. Gene Ontology annotation, cellular component: endosome; membrane. NCBI's taxonomy places the organism in Eukaryota, Metazoa, Chordata, Mammalia, Monotremata, Ornithorhynchidae. The record is from RefSeq and is a predicted model, not a curated record.
GCGUCAGCUGGUCGGCGGCGGCGGCGGCGGCCGCCAUGGACUUUCUCCUGGGGAAUCCGUUCAGCUCCCCGGUGGGACAGCGGAUCGAAAAAGCUACCGAUGGAGCCCUCCAGGCCGAAGACUGGGCCCUCAACAUGGAGAUCUGCGACAUCAUCAACGAGACGGAGGAAGGUCCCAAAGAUGCCUUCCGAGCAGUGAAGAAGAGGAUCGUGGGGAAUAAAAAUUUCCACGAAGUGAUGCUGGCCCUCACGGUCUUGGAGACGUGCGUCAAAAACUGUGGUCACCGCUUCCACGUCCUGGUGGCCAGUCAAGACUUCGUCGAGGGCGUCCUGGUGAGGACCAUCCUACCUAAGAACAACCCACCCGCCGUAGUGCACGACAAGGUGUUGAAUCUGAUCCAGUCCUGGGCAGAUGCAUUUCGCAGCUCCCCAGACUUGACGGGAGUCGUCGCUGUCUACGAAGACCUUAGGAGGAAAGGCCUGGAGUUCCCCAUGACCGACCUGGACAUGCUCUCCCCCAUCCACACGCCGCAGAGGACUGUUUACAGCUCCGAUUCGCAGACCGGGCAGAACUCUCCAGUGAGUGACGCUCCUCAGAGGGGCGAUUCCCAGCUGCUCCCCGUUGCCCCUCUGCCACCGAUGCCUGUGCCUCAGGACGACACGCCCAUCCUGCCAACCCCGGAGCAGAUUGGGAAGCUGCGCAGCGAGCUGGAGGUGGUGAACGGAAACGUGAAGGUCAUGUCGGAGAUGCUAACGGAGCUGGUGCCGGGGCAGGCGGAGCCAGCGGACGUGGAGCUGCUCCAGGACCUGAACCGGACGUGUAAGGCCAUGCAGAGGCGGGUGCUUGAACUGAUCCCCCGCGUUCUCAACGAGCAGCUGACGGAGGAGUUGCUCAUCGUCAACGAUAACCUCAACAACGUAUUCCUCCGCCACGAACGGUUUGAGCGGUUCCGGACCGUCCAGUCUGCAAAGGUCCCAAGCGAGGUGGAAUGCGCAACCAGUCUGAUUGACAUGGGACCCGGUUUGGCCGCAGCAAGUAACCAGUCGGAAGCCCCCGGCAACCUCUCCUCUCAGCUGGCCGGCAUGAACCUGGGCUCGGACAGCGUCAGUGCGGGACUGCAGUCCCUGGAGCCUCCCGCCAAGCUGGAAGAAGAGUUCGACAUGUUUGCCUUCACCCGGAGCAGUUCACUGGCCGAUCAACGCAAAGAAGUAAAGUAUGAAGAUCCGCAAGCCACCGACGGGCUGGCCGGAGCCCUGGAUGCCCGUCAACAGAGCACGGGAGCGAUGGAAGGCAGCCCCGAACACAACCUCAAUAACUGGAUGGUGAAACAAGGAAUGAUACCAGUCACUCAAGCCUGCCUCAUGGAGGAUAUUGAACAGUGGCUGUCCACUGAUGUGGGCAGUGAGGCGGAGGACUCUCAAGGAGUCACCAGCGAAGGUAAAUUUGAUAAAUUCCUGGAAGACCGGGCAAAGGCCGCCGAAAGGCUCCCUAACCUCCCCAGCCCCCCGGCCGGGCCGCCCAGCCCCCCGCCCAGCUCCGCUCCCCGAAAGAAGCAAAAGGAGAAAGAAGACGACGCUCUGUUUGCCUUAUGAACCCUCGGGGCUAGCGUGCCACCGGGCAAGUGGACUGGCCACACCUUCCCUUUCUCCUGCCAGGCUGGAGUGGGGGAGAUCAAGGAGGCCUUGGUACCCCCCUGCUUCUACCUCCAGGCUUAGGCUGCUUUGGGGUGAUUUAUUAUUGAUUAUUGGAUUUGGGACGAAAUGGGUCAGACGUGGGAAGUGGGGAGGUGGCGGGGCUGCAGGUGGGGGUGGGGCCGGGGCAAGGUGGGGUUUGUGGGAGCAGGAUGCCCCCCCCCCUUUUUCCUCCUUCUCCUCCUCCCCCACCCGCCAGUACCCCCAGAACAUCCUCCCUGAGAAUCCGUUGCAGCUGUCCCCGGUUUCUCUCAUCUCCACCGACUGGUUUAUCACCGCUAUGACCCCGUCCUCUCUCAGAGCAGUUCUUCUCCACGUAUACCCUCCCGUCCCCCCCCGACUUCCCUCACCUUCCUCCACAUCUGGGUGUCUGGAGGGGAGGGGAAUUCUCAUGGCGGGGUGGGGGCACGGAAGAGGACAGGGAGCUUGCGGUGUAGAGUCAAGACCACGGUCCCGGGCUGCUCCAACAUAAUCGGGGAUUAGGCUGUUUCCCCCCCACUGCCCAAACCCUCGUUCCACCUCCGUCAGGCAUCCAGAUCUGGCCCUCCGACCUCCCCGCUGGGGACUAGGCCCUUAACCCGGUCGCCGCCAGUCCCUUCCUCACUCCAGGAAUCGACGACGACUGUCCAGGACUCCAUUUCCCCCGCAGAGCUGCACGUUGUCCAGGUACCAGGCUAGGUGAAGAAAUGGGUAGGCAGCCCCUCGCACCCUGUAAUGUCAGCAGAAACAUCCCAGGAGCCUCAAGGCAGGCACUUUUCAAGCUUUAACGCUAAACAGGGUAGGCUUCUUCGCCCCUCUCUUGGUUCUGCUCUCUUCCCCCGUCACCACCCUGCUUCCCCUUCCCUGGUUUUGGCUGGUUGUCUUUCUCCCCACCUCACCUCUUCUCCUGGAAAAGAGGCCCUGAAAUGGGGAGCUUGAGACGUUGGGGUGAACCCCUUUAAGAAAGGAACGGGGUAAGGGCCCGGCCGGGGCGAGGCUCGGAGAUUUGCUUUUCGUAUGACAAAUUCAAUAGUAAAAACCCAUUAAAGUUUGGAAAGAUGC